Molecule: messenger RNA, 387 nt
Organism: Epithele typhae
Lineage: Eukaryota; Fungi; Basidiomycota; Agaricomycetes; Polyporales; Epitheliaceae
Exons: 1
Coding region: 1-387 (128 amino acids)
Cellular component (GO): NatC complex
Source: RefSeq, a predicted model, not a curated record
AUGUCCUCGCCCCCCGUCGCGACCGCCCCGCCCCGCCCGCGCACGUCCCCGCCGACGUCGAGCGUCGCGCACAUGGCCGCGCUGCUCCGCACGCCGCUGCGCGUGUCCGUCGCCGACGGCCGCAUCUUCCUCGGCACGUUCGCGGGCACGGACAAGCAACUCAACGUCCUCCUCGUCAACACGGACGAGUACCGCGUCGGCCCGGACGCGGGCGCUGCGGGCGCGGGCCCGCGGUACGUCGGGCAGGUCAUGGUCCCGUGGAGGCUCGUCGUGCGCGUCGAGGCGAGGGGCGCGGGGGCUGGAACCGGGGCCGGGAACGGCGCGGCGGGGGAUAUGGAUGUGGGAGGAGAGUGGAGGGAUAGCGAUGAGGACAGCAUGUAUACGUGA